Molecule: messenger RNA, 588 nt
Organism: Drosophila miranda
Lineage: Eukaryota; Metazoa; Arthropoda; Insecta; Diptera; Drosophilidae
Product: protein NATD1
Exons: 2
Coding region: 102-560 (152 amino acids)
Source: RefSeq, a predicted model, not a curated record
UGUACAUAUUAUGUACAUAUGCGGACUGAGAUUGUUCAGAAGCGCUAAUAUUAAAAACAUUAAGUUAAUUGAAAUUGGUUAUUCUGUUUAAAUAUUUUCUGAUGCUAUCCCCAAUAAGAACUUUUUACAAACUCCGUUUUAUAAAUGGUUUGAGUUUUUAUGCGGGUCAUCGUACAUACUCACUGAUGCAUACAAAAUUAUGUUACAACUACUUAAAUUCUGUUAAUCAAAAUUCAAUUAUGCUUAAAACUUGUCAUAUGUACCGAACUGAGAGAUUUAUGAGUACGAAAAUAAGCAUUCAACAAGAUCAAGAACGUUUUUUUAUUUAUCUUCACGGAAUGAAGGCUGAGUUGGGCUAUUUUAUUCGAGAUGGAGUUAUGCACAUUGAUCACACCAAAGUUCCUAAGGAACUUGGUGGUCAUGGUCUUGGCAAGCUGCUGGCUAAGGCUGCUUUGGAAUACGCACUGCGAAAUGGACUGUUCAUUAUUAUUCACUGUGAUUUCGUUAAAAACUACGUUGAAAAAUACGAGCCACACUAUUCAAAGUACAUUCUUAAAUAAUAUGUGUAAAUAAAGCAGAUAAAAGUGA